GCUCAGGUGGAGCUUCAGACAAGGACACGGGAGUGAGGAGCUUUUCCUUUUGUUUUUCCUUAAGGUUUGAAGGAAUCCGAACUGCGGUCCAUUUUUUUGAAAUCAGAAAACCAAACUUGUAUAAAAUAAUUUGUAUGCAAAGAUGCCUCCCCCCGGUGUGUGUUUGAACAUAAUCAAGGACCGGAACCAGGAGGGUGGGAUGGGCACUGUGACUGACCCUGUGAAAUUUCGUGGCCAAGACUUCUACUGGCUACGGGACCAGUGUCUGAAGAACAGACUGAGGUUUAUUGACGGCACAUUUCCCCCAGACAGAAGUAUCAUUGGCCCUAAACUGCUGUCACGUGAGGACAUGGCAAGAGUAAAAUGGAAAAGACCACAUAAAAUGGUAGCAUCUCCAUGCUUAUUUGUGGAUGGAGUUUCAAGAUUUGACAUCGUUCAAGGAUGUUUGGGUGACUGCUGGUUUCUGGCGUCUGUCGGAGCGUUAACAUUUCAACCGCAGAUGCUGCAAAAAGUGGUGCCGAAUGACCAAGGAUUUCAGAGAGAUUAUGCUGGGAUAUUUCACUUCAGGUUCUGGAGAUUUGGAGCGUGGGUGGAUGUCGUGAUCGACGAUAAGCUGCCAACAAUUGAUGGAAACUUAAUCUUUGUUCAUCCAACAACUAAAAAUGAGUUCUGGGCUGCCUUGCUAGAAAAGGCCUACGCCAAAGUGUGUGGGUCAUACUCAGACCUGAAAGCUGGGAAUGUGUCAGAAGCCAUGAUGGACUUCACUGGAGGGGUCCAUGUGAUGUAUAAGCUGAAGGAAGCACCCCCAAAUCUUUGGGAUCUCAUGAACAGGGCUGUGAAAUUUAAGUCCCUAAUGGGGUGUGGGACUGCUCAAGGGGCAACUCAUGAAAAUGUGGAAUUACCCAAUGGGAUAGUGCAGGGUCAUGCCUAUGCUAUCACUGGAGUUGCACAGGUCAUGAGCCAUGGAAGACCCGUGAAUCUGGUUCGAAUCUGGAAUCCAUGGGGUAGAGGAGAAUGGAAUGGAGAUUGGAGUGAUAGAUCUUCAUCGUGGAAUACAGUUACUGUAGAAGAUAGGAUGAGCUGCUUGCAGAUCUGUAAGGAUGGAGAAUUCUGGAUGUCUAUGAUGGAUUUUACAAUGAACUUUGAAGAUGUGGAUAUUUGCUGUCGCACUCCGGAGUUUCUUGACGAUUCUCCCAGUCAGUGGGGUUCCUCCUGUCACUCGGGCAAAUGGGUUGCUGGGACGACAGCAGGUGGAUACAUAAAGUUUAGAGAGACAUUCUGGAUGAAUCCGCAGUAUCAAGUCAGAGUGACAUCUGGAACCAAGGGCAGUGAUCAUCCUGGCUCCACCAACAUGGUGGUAUCUCUCCUGCAGAAACCAGACAAUGGGAGUCGGUCCCUUUCACCCAAUCAUUAUAUUGGUUUCACUUUGUUUGCGGUACCACCAGAGUUGCGGGAUGCCAAAGGGAAAUUUCCAGCAUCAUUCUUCAACAGCAGCAGCCCAAUAUCAGUAACGAAAGCUUUCAUGAAUGUUCGAGAAACUACCCAAGUCUUCUAUUUACCUCCCGGGGAGUAUGUUAUUGUGCCCUCGACGUUUAACCCAGAAGAAACGGCUUCCUUCCUCUUGAUGAUUUUCUCAAAGAUGCAGACCUCUGUUGGUGACAACUCAGCUGAGAACCACAUGACCAUCAACAAGAAAAUCUAUUCCAGCUAUGCCCCAACUGAGCACGAAUCUGUGUUUGCUCAAUACUCUGAUAAGCUCAAGGAAGUUGAUGCGGAACAACUACAGAAACUUCUGAAUGAGAAUGUGGUCACAGACAUGUCAUCAGGUGGCUUUGGUUUGGAAAUGUGCAGAAGUAUUGUAGCGAUGAUGGAUCUUUCAGUCACUGGAACACUGAAAAACGCAGAGUUCUCACGUUUGUGGAAACGUGUUCAGGCUUACAAGGACGUUUUCAUCAGGAAGGAUGUUUCUCGUACUGGAAAGUUGUCCUUGCAAGAACUGCGGAGUGCAAUUCAAGCCGCAGGCGUCACCGUGAGCGAUGACCUGCUGAACCUGGUGGCCUUGCGCCAUGGCAGCUCUUCCAGGGAAAUCACUAUGGAGAGCUUCAUCUUCCUCAUGCUGCGUCUGCACAGCUUGAACAAAAUAUUCAAGAACCUGUCAGAUGGGAAAGGCAUGUACCUCAAAGAAAAAGAGUGGCUGUAUCUCAACAUCUACUCCUGAGCAGUAUUUUAUAAAGCAGAUAGUGUGGAAAUUACAGUGAUAGCACUGUGAUAGCACCAUGCAUGUUUACACUAACUGAAUACAUAUAUUUAGACAGUAAAAAUACAUUUAGACAAUGAUAGACAGUAAUUAUUAUUAUUAUGUAAUAAAAUACAUUUUAAAAUAAAGAUUAUAUAAAGA
This is a messenger RNA of Paramormyrops kingsleyae, 2398 nucleotides long. The record is from RefSeq and is a predicted model, not a curated record. NCBI's taxonomy places the organism in Eukaryota, Metazoa, Chordata, Actinopteri, Osteoglossiformes, Mormyridae.